Molecule: messenger RNA, 643 nt
Organism: Balaenoptera musculus (blue whale)
Lineage: Eukaryota; Metazoa; Chordata; Mammalia; Artiodactyla; Balaenopteridae
Gene: OTOR
Product: otoraplin
Exons: 4
Coding region: 184-573 (129 amino acids)
Biological process (GO): cartilage condensation
Molecular function (GO): protein binding
Source: RefSeq, a predicted model, not a curated record
AAAUCAGAUGCUAAAUAGCCCCUAGAGCCCAGUAGCUGUUAUGAAAGCAGAGGAAUGGUAGCCACCUCCCCAUUGGCCGGGGGACUUACCCAGAUGUCUGGCUUUCACAUAAAAGACAGGAAGCACUGAAGUCAGUCUCCACUUCCACUCAAAGGGCAAAAGCAAAAACAGCAAAAAAGGAAGAUGGCAAGACUAUUGUUACUUUUCCUCGCAGGUCUUGUGGCCAUAUGUGCCGUGCAUGGAAUAUUUAUGGACAGACUUGCUUCCAGGAAGCUGUGUGCAGAUGACGAGUGUGUCUAUACUAUUUCUCUGGCCCGAGCUCAAGAAGAUUACAGUGCCCCAGACUGUAGAUUCAUUAACGUUAAAAAAGGGCAGUGGAUCUAUGUUUACUCAAAGCUGGUAAAAGAAAAUGAAGCUGGAGAAUUUUGGGCUGGCAGUGUUUAUGGCGAUCAACCUGAGGACGAGAUGGGAACUGUGGGUUAUUUCCCCAGCAACUUGGUCCAGGAGCAACAUGUGUACCAAGAAGCCACCAAGGAAGUUCCCACCACGGAUAUUGACUUCUUCUGCGAGUAAGAAGUUAGACAAAUUUGCAGAUAGACAGGAAACACCAAAAACAAAGAAAAAAGCAAAAAUAACCAAAAAA